Messenger RNA from Exophiala spinifera, 1302 nucleotides. RefSeq lists its product as uncharacterized. Gene Ontology annotation, molecular function: zinc ion binding. The transcript has a single exon. The record is from RefSeq and is a predicted model, not a curated record. Lineage: Eukaryota; Fungi; Ascomycota; Eurotiomycetes; Chaetothyriales; Herpotrichiellaceae. The coding region runs from base 1 to 1302 and encodes 433 amino acids.
AUGAACUCGGAGGAUGGCUCCGAUGGUGUAUUAGUAGGCGAGCCACAGCACUCAUCUCCUCCCCGCGAUAUUGAAACAGAAAAACGACCUCCUCCGCCUUCUCGCUCCUCUACGUAUGGGAAGAAAUGCUGGAUAUGUAUGAGUGAUGCUUCCGAAGAUGACCCAAACAACCCACCGGUGUGGCGGUCGCCGUGUAAAUGCAGCCUCACUGCACAUGAGUCCUGUCUUUUGGACUGGGUUGCAGAACUGGAACAUCCCAAGAACAACAAGAAACAGAAAUCUCAGAUUCAGUGUCCAAGCUGCAAGAGUGAAAUUAAAAUCUCAAGGCCGAGGAGUUUUAUUGUGGAUGGCUAUCGAUCAGUAGAUCGCACUUUAGGGAGACUUGUUUUGCCGGGCCUGGGUCUCGGAGCUUUAGGGAUGGUGACGACCGCCUUCUGGGUUCACGGUUUCGAAUCAGUGUAUCUGGUUUUCGGCUACGAGGAUGCAUUUCAAAUCUUCCAACGUGCAUCUAAGAAACCCAGCCGGCUCUUUGCCUAUGCUCUGAUACCGAUAAACCUCAUCUUCUCCAGAACCAACUACGCUGAGUUUGUCCUUCCGGGAGGCACCCUAUUUCUCCUGUCCACUCAAUUAAGCGAUAGAUUCGAAAUUGACAUGACAGUUUGGCCACCCCGACCAAGCACGGUUUUUGCAUGCUUACCGGCCAUGAGGUCCAUGUACGGGUGGCUAUACCACAGGACUUUCUGUAACCUGAAUAAAAAAUGGCUGCAAGAAAUUCGUCCCAGACACGGACAGUCGGAGGAAGAAACACCGGGUGAUGGCGAGAUGGAGCCACAGAGAGGAGGAAUUGGUGUCGGUGAAGAUGCUAACGGAAAUGACAUUGGAGAUGGAAUGCAAGAUAUCGUCGAGGAGGGAGACGUCGUACUCGAAGUGCAAAUAGGGCCAGAAAACCAGCCGGGAAAUAACGUCCACCAUCUCCUUGGGGAGCGUGGAGAUCAAUGGAUCGACGGUACGUCUUCAAUCGGCCAGACCGUUCUUGGUGCGCUAGCCUUUCCAGCUGUAGCGGCUACGAUGGGCUCGCUUCUCAAAUUUGCUCUCCCGGGGUCGUGGCUGAGCAGUGCAAACACCGUGAACGGACGACCUGGACUGCUUCGCACCAAAUGGGGUCAGAGCGUUGUCGGAGGAUGUUUAUUUGUUGUUCUCAAGGAUGCGUUGAUCUUAUACUGCAGAUGGAGACUGGCGCAAAGUCACAAGUCAAGACGCAUCAUGAAUUAUGACAAAAAGACACAAAGAUACUCGGUGUGA